Messenger RNA from Sphenostylis stenocarpa, 3177 nucleotides. NCBI's taxonomy places the organism in Eukaryota, Viridiplantae, Streptophyta, Magnoliopsida, Fabales, Fabaceae. The record is from the annotation of a GenBank genome assembly.
AUGGCUGAGGUCAGACACUACGUUCUCCCCUCUCAAUUGGAUAUUAAGCAAAUUAUUGUAGAAGCACAGCAUCGAUGGCUGCGUCCGGCUGAGAUUUGUGCAAUUCUCAGCAACUAUACGAAGUUUCGAAUUGCUCCAGAACCUGCUCAUUUGCCACCAAGUGGUUCACUCUUCUUAUUUGAUCGGAAGGUGCUUAGAUACUUCAGAAAGGAUGGCCAUAACUGGAGGAAGAAAAAAGAUGGAAAAACAGUAAGAGAAGCACAUGAGAGACUAAAGGCUGGAAGCGUGGAUGUGUUGCACUGCUACUAUGCUCAUGGAGAAGAAGAUGAGAAUUUUCAAAGACGCACCUAUUGGUUGCUUGAAGAGGAACUCUCUAACAUUGUUCUCGUUCAUUAUCGACAAGUGAAGGGAACCAAGGCAAACUACACACGUGCUAAAGAAAAUGAAGAAUCUCUUCCUUAUGCUCAACAAACUGACAAAAUUAUGCCCAAAACAGAGUUGGACACUUCCUUAUCGUCUACUCUUCAUCCACUUGGUUACCAGGUUCUUUCACGAACUAUGGAUACAAGCAUGACCAGUGCUCAAGUAUCAGAAUAUGAAGAAGCUGAAUCUGAUCAACCUACUAAUUUGUAUUCUCCUCGGCCACUCAUAAAUGACCGAGAGAAGUUACCUGCCAUUGCUGAGGUGAAUUAUAGCUCAUACACUCAAAAUCAAAAUAUUAUAGAUAUUCAUAAUGUUGGAUUGACAUAUGAAUCCCCAAAACCCCUGGGCUUUUCCUCAUGGGAAGAUAUCUUAGAAAAUAAUGGUGGAAGUCAACACGUGCCUUUUCAUUCUUUAUUUCCUGAAACACAACCUGAUAAUAUGGGAGUCAAUAGAAAUUUUUGUCAAGGAGAUGACAUAAUGGUGCCACAAUUGACCACCAACAUUGCUAAGCUGCAUGACAAUGAAAGUCUCGUACAAGCUGAAGGAAGUUGGCAGGCUUAUAGUGUUGAUUCUUUACGCAUGUCCAGUUGGCCUAUAGAUAGUGUCCAUUCAAGCUCAACAUGUGAGGUUAGUUGUAGGAGCUGUGAGCAGGAAGUUAAUGAAGUUUAUUUUCAGAAAUCAUUGGAACAGUGUCUUCUCCAUCCACACAAACAAAACAAGGCUCUCAUGCUAAACGAUCAUCAAGAGAUACUGCUGAAUACAAAAGAAAAGCUAAAAUCAGAUUUUGAGGCCAACAGAAUCCUUGAUGGAAUAGAAGACACUCGUUUCACCUUUAAAAGGACCCUGUUAGAUGGAUCCCCAGCAGAAGAGGGUCUGAAAAAGCUUGACAGUUUCAAUCAAUGGAUGAGUAAAGAGCUUGGAGAUGUGGAAGAGUCAAAUAAGCCAUCCACUUCUGGUGCUUAUUGGGAUACAGUUGAAAGUGAAAGUGAGGUUGGCAGCGCAACCAUUCCUUCCCAAGGGCACCUGGAUACCUAUGUAUUGGAUCCAUCUGUUUCCAAUGAUCAGCUUUUUAGCAUUAUUGACUAUUCCCCAAGCUGGGCAUUUGAAGGGUCAGAAAUUAAGGUUAUCAUUUCUGGACGAUUCUUAAGAUGUCAACAAGAAGCAGAACAAUGUAAAUGGUCAUGCAUGUUUGGCGAGGUAGAAGUGCCUGCAGUGAUACUUGCAAAAGGUGUUCUUUGUUGUCAUACUCCUCCACACAAGGCUGGGAGGGUACCUUUCUAUGUAACUUGUUCCAAUAGGUUAGCAUGUAGUGAAGUGCGAGAAUUUGAUUUCCAAGUCAACUAUACUAGAGAAGUCAAAACUGCAGGGGACGAUAGAGCCAGCACUUUUGAUACUUUCAGCAGACGAUUUGGAGAAUUGUUGUCACUGGGGUAUGCCUUUCCUAAGAAUUCAGGUUCAAUCAGUGGAAAUGAGAAAUCUCAACUGAGAAGUAAAAUCAGUUCUUUGCUAAGGGGGGAGGAUGAUGAUUGGGACAAGCUACUGGAACUUACUCUAGAGAAAGAUUUUUCUCCAGAAGAUUUACAGGAGCAGCUGCUUCAAAAUCUUCUGAAAGAUAAGUUGCACGCAUGGCUCCUUUGGAAAAUUACAGACGAUGGGAAAGGCCCCAAUGUAUUAGAUGAGGGUGGCCAAGGUGUGCUUCAUUUUGCUGCUGCUCUUGGCUAUGAUUGGGCCCUAGAACCCACAAUAGUUGCUGGUGUAAAUGUGAAUUUUCGUGAUGCAAAUGGAUGGACUGCUCUUCAUUGGGCAGCAUUUUGUGGCAGGGAGCGCACAGUUGCUUUCAUCAUCUCUCUUGGCGCAGCACCUGGAUUACUGACUGAUCCAUGUCCAGAACAUCCUUCUGGCAGAACACCAGCUGACCUAGCUUCUGCAAAUGGACAUAAAGGAAUUGCAGGGUAUCUUGCAGAAUCUUCACUAAGUGCACACCUCACAACUCUUGAUUUGAACAGGGAUGUGGGAGAUCAUUCUGCAACAAAAGUAGUGAAAAGAAUCCAAAACAUUGCCGAAGUCAAUGAUCUUGAUGGUCUAUCAUAUGAACUGUCACUAAAAGAUUCACUGGCUGCAGUGUGUAAUGCCACCCAAGCAGCGGCUCGUAUUCAUCAAGUUUUCAGAAUGCAAUCAUUCCAGAGAAAACAACUGAAGGAAUAUGGUGACAACAAAUUUGGAAUAUCUGAUGAACGUGCUCUUUCACUUGUAAAAAUGAAUGUGAAAUCACACAAGUCUGGACCACGCGAUGAGCCUGUCCAUGCUGCUGCAAUUCGUAUCCAGAACAAAUUUCGCGGUUGGAAGGGCAGAAAAGAAUUUUUGAUGAUUCGACAACGUAUAGUAAAAAUUCAGGCUCACGUGAGAGGACACCAAGUUAGGAAAAACUGUGGGAAGAUAAUUUGGUCUGUUGGGAUAUUGGAGAAGGUCAUUUUGCGUUGGCGUCGAAAAGGUAGUGGUUUACGAGGAUUUAAAUCAGAAGCCAAUUCUGAGGUUAAUAUGAUACAAGACGUAUCUUCCGCUGAGGAUGAGUAUGAUUUCUUGAAAGAGGGCAGGAAGCAAACAGAGCAAAGGUUGCAGAAAGCCCUAGCUAGGGUGAAGUCAAUGGUUCAGUAUCCAGAGGCAAGAGAUCAAUACCAUAGGCUGUUGAAUGUGGUAACUGAGAUCCAAGAAAAUCAGGUAAAGCAUGAUAGUGGUUGUAACAAUUCAGAAUAA